GAGUGGCGCUGCUACACAAUGGUGACCAAGCAAAUGCUGGCAGAAACCGCAGAGAAAGAAGGCUGUUUUACUGGCGCGGGGUUUAUACGUCAAAUCUAUUAUCGCAAUGGCAGCCCAUUCCAGUGAGCUUGAAAUAGCGAAGAAAAAUUUAACUGAAGUAAUUGGUGAUAAUGUUAAGCAUUAUUGGGCGAACUUGAAACUAUGGUUCAAACAGAAGAUAAGUAAGGAGGAGUUUGACAUUGAAGCACGUCGUCUCCUGGCACAAGAAAACGUCCAUGUUCAUAAUGACUUCCUCCUGGCCAUUCUCACUCGCUGUCAAAUCAUCGUCUCAACACCAGAGGGAGCAGGGUCUCUACAGUGGACAGUGGGCUCCACCUCCAAGCCUGGCAAACCAAAGGGAAAAAAGAAAUUCUCCUCUAGACAGAAAUUUGACCAUCGUUUCCAGCCCCAGAACCCCCUGAGUGCAGCCCAGCCGUUCAGCCCCCGGGAGGUGGGGUCAGAGGAGGAGGAGCUGCGCUUGAGCGCCCACACCCUGCUGCUGCCCACGCGGGGCCAGCUAGAGGCCCGCAUGAUGGUGACGGCCUUUGAGGUGGGCCUGGACAACGUCACAGAAGACGCUGUCAGUACCAUGGUCCAUGCUGUGGAGGUUCACUUGAAGGACGUCCUUACUGCUAUAGUGACCCGGAGGAAAGCUUACCGACUACGGGAUGGACAUUUCCCCUAUGCCUUUGGCAGUGACGUCACACCUCAGCCCUACCUAAAAAACAGCUUGGCUGCCUAUCACAGUGUCACUGAAUGCCCCCCUCCAAGUGCUUCGCUCCCCGCAGGCCCACCCCCACAAGUGUCCCCAGACGAGGCUGAGCAACAAGCCGCCCUCCUCCUGGCCUGCUCCAGUGACAGCAUCCCUGCUCCCCUCCCUCCAAUCGGCAUGUUCGAUCUACUGGAAGCACUACAGGUUCACCGUGGCGUGAUGCCCUCUCACACAAUGUACGCCCUGAACAUGGAGCGCAUCCUGUCUCGGCUGUGGCACCCCAGCCACGAGGAGCUAGAGCAGGACCACGUGCACCGCCAGCGCCUCGCCAUCAAGGAGGGCCUGCUCAUCAGUUGAGACUCAGACAGACCAGAUGCAUGUAGGAGAGGGAUGGUUACUGUGAAGGGCCUCUCUGGCCACAGAAGGUCUCUAGGUAGACAGAUGGAUAACUGAGGUGCAGCCAGUCAGACGACAGUGGUGCUGUAUGAAGGAAAAGGGAGCAGUAGAGAAAGGCCCCUGUGUGGCUCCAUACUCUACAUCAGCCUUUCUUUAUCCUGGUCCUCAUGAUCCUCUGCCCUACAUGUUUACCCUCAUCCACUCCAGAUUGAAAUAAAUGGGUCGUUAUCAGGCUUUUGCUGAGCUUGUUAACGAGCCAUUAAUUUGAAUCAGGUGUGAUGGAAGAGGGAAACAUGCAGGGCUGGGGUAACACUUUUUUGUUCUCUAACAAAUUGUUCCAGAAUACAACAGUGAAAUCUAGCCUGAGGAGCAACCAAUUAUGUAAAUAUGUUUGUAUUAUUAUUUUUUUUCACAAAGACGUUUGGAAAUAAAUCGGAUUACUUCUCCGUAAUAAUUUGCA
Messenger RNA from Osmerus eperlanus (European smelt), 1607 nucleotides. It is a transcript of the gene tada1, whose product is annotated as transcriptional adaptor 1. The record is from RefSeq and is a predicted model, not a curated record. Bases 107 to 1108 code for a protein of 333 amino acids. Gene Ontology annotation, molecular function: transcription coactivator activity. Gene Ontology annotation, biological process: regulation of transcription by RNA polymerase II. NCBI's taxonomy places the organism in Eukaryota, Metazoa, Chordata, Actinopteri, Osmeriformes, Osmeridae. The transcript is spliced from 8 exons. Gene Ontology annotation, cellular component: SAGA complex.